ACACAAUUUUGCAUUAUAACGUUUUGCCGCUUUGAUUUUAUUUAUUGGCGUAGCAGUAGAAACAUUUUCUAUCAAGGCUUGUUUUUGAAUAGGUAAAUAAUAAUCGGUAGCCGAAGUGAACUUUUAGACAUGUGAAAAAGUCAUUCGGAAUGUUCUGGAAAUUUCAACCGUAUGAAAUUCAAAUUUGAUUUAUUUUGGCAAUGUAUCUGUGCAAUGUGAUAACAUAAUGGCGGGUAAGGCGUUAGUGUGGAAAUAUGUGGCUAAUCCUACGGGCCCCCAGCCAAGACCAAGGCAUGGACAUCGUGCUGUUGCUAUUAAAGACUUGAUGGUAGUUUUCGGGGGUGGAAAUGAAGGAAUCGUAGACGAGUUGCAUGUUUACAAUACAGCUACAAACCAAUGGUUUGUCCCUGUUAUCAAAGGGGAUGUACCCCCAGGAUGUGCUGCUUAUGGAUUUGUUGUAGAGGGGACCAGACUACUUGUAUUUGGUGGAAUGGUGGAGUACGGAAAAUAUAGCAAUGAAUUAUAUGAACUCCAGGCUUCAAAGUGGGAGUGGAAGCAGCUGAAGCCAAAAAAACCUAAAUCCGGACCUUCACCAUGUCCAAGGUUGGGUCAUAGCUUCACCAUUGUAGAUUCGAAAGUAUAUUUGUUUGGUGGGCUGGCCAACGAAAGCAUAGACCCCAAAAAUAACGUGCCACGCUAUCUAAAUGACCUUUAUACCUUAGACAUUCACACAACACCUGUGCAGUGGGAUAUUCCCAUGACAAAUGGUCCUUGUCCACCACCUAGGGAAUCUCACACAGGUGUUGCAUAUUCUGACAAAAGCAAGGGUAAAUCCUUCCUGGUUAUAUAUGGAGGAAUGAGUGGAUGUAGGUUAGGGGAUUUAUGGUUUUUAGAUAUUGAUAACAUGACAUGGUCUAGGCCACAAGUGAAUGGUGUGGCCCCUCUUCCUAGGUCUCUCCACACGGCCACUCUCAUUGGACACCGAAUGUUUAUAUUUGGUGGUUGGGUUCCUGCAGAAGAUUCUAAAACAGCUAAUGAGACUAAAUGGGAAUGUACAUCCACAAUGGCCUGCCUGAAUUUGGAAACAAUGAAUUGGGAUGACAUCAACUUGAAACAAGAUAGUGAAGAAAACAUGCCAUGUGCACGUGCUGGACACUGUGCUGUUGGCAUUAGCACUAGGCUUUAUAUUUGGUCAGGUCGUGAUGGAUACCGUAAAACAUGGAAAAAUCAAGUGUGUUGUAAGGACCUUUGGUAUUUAGAGGUUGAUAAGCCAGCAGCACCAAACAGGGUGUCUCUUGUAAAGGCAGCCACACAUUCAUUAGAGGUUAAUUGGAUGGCUAUGCCCUCUGGUCAAACCUAUAUACUCCAGAUUCAGAAGUAUGAACUUCCUUCAACAGGAGUCACUAAGCUCCCUGUUCCAACACAGACCAAUGCCCCUCCCCCGCUUCUCAUAUCACCGAAACAAGGACAGUCGCCGGGACAUCAUAUUAUAAAUAGUCCGACCGGAUCUGCUACACUUAAAUCUCAGCAGCAUGCCGUUCCCAAAAUCAUUGCCCCAGUUAUCAAACCGACCCAAAAUAUCCGUAUUCAAACGCCGGUCAACGCAGCAACUGUUAGACAGGCGCCUCCUGCACAGGGUAGUCCCAAACAAGUACUAAUACAAAAGGGACCCAAUGUUAUUCAGAAGAGUAGUGUUCCACAACAAGUAGUGACCUUGGUGAAAACCAGCACUGGUAUGACUUUGGCCACCUUGCCCAAAAAUACAAACUUGGUACAAUCCAAGAUAUCAGGUGUAUUACCCCAGCAAUCGAAGAACACAGUUGUCAAAAUAGUACCUGCUAACACUAGCAACAAACAGAUGCUGACCACUGUCAAAACAAUUCCUUCGAACAUGAUUCAGAUGAAUAAGGCUACAGGGAAACUUGUUCUUUCAAAGACUGCCACUGGUCAAAUACCGACACUGAAUAAUCAACAAGUAUUGGUUGUCAGUUCUGGAACAGGACUCCGUACUAUACAGACUCUAACUAAUGCACAAACAGUUAACGUACCUUUAAAAACAACAACAUUAAAUGUUCUGCCAUCCACCACAACUAGCAUAACGGGGUUACAGAACGUGAAAUUGACUAAGCCUAUCACCAUACAGAUGCCAGUAGGGGCCCAGAAAAAUAUAACCUUAGCCAAAAAACAAGUUAUGAUUGGGGGAAAACCGGUAACCGUACAAAUGGCUAGUGGAAAUAAAACGUUGACGUUGGUUCAGCAGCCUCAGGGUGUGGGUAAAAUAGUUAGAUUGCCGGCAGCUUCCCUUUCAACAAACCAUGUGGAACAGCCUAAACUGAUGGUUGUUUCAAGACCAAAACAACCUUCAGCAACUAUUGCUUCAACUUCCUUUGAUGGUCCGGCCACUACCGAUGCUGCACUGGCCGCUCUGGCAGCAGAAGCAGGUCUUAUCGAUCCAGAGCCUGAAAAGGAGGAGGUUCCCCAGAGCAACGAGGAACUCCUCAAAGCCGCUGAAAUGAUAACUCCUGCCGACGAUCCACCAGUGGAAACGCCACUUCCUACAGAAGCCGUAACUCCAAUGGAAACUGCCAGUGGACUUGCGGGAGGUUGUUCAAGUUACUCAGAUCUUGUAGGAUUGAAAGGAGGAUCACCUAUACUGUCGAACACAGAUCUUGAAAUUACGAUCAUUCCAAGACCUGUCUGGUCACUGGGUUUACGCGGUGGCAACAAAGACAAUAACGGGGAACCAGAUGUUCAACCUGCCACUUUGACACCUGAAGAAAGUAUCAGCUCGGAUGAUGGAACAGUUAAGAGCGAACCUGAGGUUCCCGAUGAAAAAAUGGAGGCUUCCGAGUUGGAGCCUUUGAAAGCUGAAUCAUUCAAUGAUAGCUUUGUAAAGAAUCAACCUGUAGAUAUUAAGAGUGGAUUGGAAUCUGAGCAUGGAUAUGACUCGUUCGCGAAAAAUCAACAAAUUCCAGUACUUAUGGCUGAUGAAAUCAAGAAAGAGGACUCGGACGAUGCUCUGUCGGCAUUGGCGUCGGCUGCUUUGGAUCAUCAGAAGGAACUCAUGGACAGUGAAAAUAUGACAGAACCAUCAGUUAAGGAAGAAGAAAAGCCUCAGAUUGCUGCAAACUCUCCCACCGAACCAGCUGAUAAAGAGCAGUGGUUCACGGUUGGUUUCAUCAAAGGAAAUUCCUGUGAUGUACAAAGCUAUUACUUAUUCAACGAGGAUACAUCCAAAAUGACUGUAGAAAAUUUACCUGAUCUAACGCAAUAUCAGAAAUUCACCCUAGAGCCAGGCACCGCCUACAAAUUCAGAGUUGCCGCUAUAAACGGAGUAGGUAGAGGAGAUUGGAGUGAGAUUUCCGCUUUUAAAACUUGCCUCCCUGGUUUUCCCGGUGCGCCUAACGCAAUUAAAAUCGCCAAAGCUGCAGAUGGAGCACAUUUAUCUUGGGAACCGCCAAAUGCAAAUCAAGGAGACAUUUUGGAGUAUUCUGUGUAUUUAGCUGUGAAAGGAAAAGAAAAAUCGAAUCCAUUAUCUCAACUUGCAUUCGUCCGAGUUUACUGCGGCCCAAGUAACUCUUGUGUUGUUCCAAAUUCAUCUCUGGCUGCUGCGCACUUAGACACAACAACGAAAGCGGCUAUUAUAUUCCGUAUUGCCGCCAAAAACGAUAAAGGUUAUGGGCCUGCUACACAAGUGAGGUGGUUGCAAGAUACUCAGGCGAACAAGCAAGCGGUAAAAAGAACUGCUGACGUGACUAAUCAACAGUCCCCGAAAAAGCAGAAGUUUGAUAAGGACGAAAUGUAAAUGGAGUACAAAAACGCGGUUGGUCAUGUUCGAAAUAGUUAUAUCUGUGAAUGAACUAUGGAUGGAGGUGCUCUGUUGGAUCUCUUGUUUCUAACAUAUUGAAAUCUAUUUUGAAUUCGUUAAGUAAUGGGAUAAACCCAUAGAAGUGGUUGCAUAGGCGAGAGUUGAGGCAUUUUCAAUGUAUUGUGAAACAUGAACGAUCUUGAAAGUACAUAGAUUUUAAUUGACGAAUUGGAAUCUAAAAUGUGUUAGUGAAAUAAAACAUUUUAUUUUUGAA
This is a messenger RNA of Coccinella septempunctata (seven-spotted ladybird), 4082 nucleotides long. It is a transcript of the gene Hcf, whose product is annotated as host cell factor 2. The coding region runs from base 227 to 3805 and encodes 1192 amino acids. Gene Ontology annotation, cellular component: histone methyltransferase complex. NCBI's taxonomy places the organism in Eukaryota, Metazoa, Arthropoda, Insecta, Coleoptera, Coccinellidae. Gene Ontology annotation, biological process: regulation of DNA-templated transcription; chromatin remodeling. The transcript has 16 exons. Gene Ontology annotation, molecular function: transcription coactivator activity; protein binding. The record is from RefSeq and is a predicted model, not a curated record.